CAUAGCAAGCAGUUUCAGAUUAGGAUGAGCACGAUAAAAAAAAAAUAGGUGAAAUUUAGGAACAUACCCUAGAAACAGGAAAACAAACAACAUAUACAAUAAAACAACAAAUAAAAAAAAAACAAAAGCUGCUUGACAAAGAAACGCCCACAAGACUGUUUGGUUGAGUCUUUUUCUUAAGUACGUUAAUCGCGAUUGCCAUCCCUUUCACGAUGGCGUCAACGGGAACUAAAAAAUCAUCAUUCCUGACAAAAUCAAAAAAAAGUCAAUCGAGAAAUCUGAUAUUCAAACCACCUGACCAGGUGCCAAUUGUAGACCGUGACUAUGGCCUAAUAAAGAUAUCUACAGACAAGGCGUCGACCCCAUAUCCACGCGUAUCAAAGGGAAUUGAUGUGCCGGCUCUUACGGCGCGGCUUGAGGAGGAGCGCAUAAGUAAAACCGAAGUGACUCCUUUGGAAAGGGCGGAUUCUGCAUUUAGUUCCUUACGUUUUAGCAGCACGUCGCACAGGACACACGUGAUGCAUCCUGAGCAAAUGCCCACAGGCACUCCGCACCCUAACAAGGGCAUGGCCGUAGAUCCCAAAUUACUCAAAAAACAGAUCAGUACAAUUGAUUGGAAUGCUGAACUGUCCCAUCAAUGGGCCAGCAUUAGACGAUUAUCGGACAUCCAGUCGAUGCUGUCAGAGAUGGAAACUGACAGAAAGUCAGUCAAGGAUCUCUUGUCGGCUCGCUCUUCAAGCUACAAGCGCAAUACCCUGCCCAGCUGUCUGCGAAAAGACUACAGCAAUAAACCUGAGCACGUGCAUAAACGCAAAAAGGUCACCCUAAUCAGUCCUCGAAGAAGCGCGACCAGCGAACUACGAGACGAAAGAAAGAAUCUCUUAAUAGACGACAGAAAAAGUGCCCAAAGCACAGUGAAUAGCUCCGGACCGAGCAGCCAUCCGCUUAGCUUUAACGAACGUCGACAAUUAUUUUGUAAGGGCGAAUACACAAUUGCCAAAAAUGGAAAGAAGUUAAGCGAAUAUUUUAUGUCAAAUCCAGUGGAUAAAUUAGACAUUGUUGAUGGCACAUUUUGCGAUGACCAAAGGGCGACAGAUGCCAUCGAAUUGUUUAUCCGAAAACAAGGCUUCAUAAAAGCACCCGCCGGUACAUUAACCGGCAAUACAAAAAUCAAACUCAAUGAUUCAGCGUCACAAACUAGCUUUGCCAGCUCACCAUCAGCAUACUUAUUGACAAGGAAAUCAGGAAAUUACUCAAAUAUUUUUCAUUGAACGCCCCUCUAUGUCCAAAAGGAGAUGGCAUUUGACAAAUAGCGAGAGUGCAUACAGAUUGCGACUGGAGCCCACUUGAACGCACUUUCGCUAUUUUUCCAAUGCAAACCUAUUCAUAACUGGAACCUGUUUGGAUCGUCAAUUGCGAUUUGUAUAAAUUUCUGUCAACGUAUUCACAUUCAGCAAUACGCCUGCUACUGGAAGUUCAUGUAAAUAAAUAGCAAUUGAUAAAACAAGAAGA
This is a messenger RNA of Drosophila virilis, 1512 nucleotides long. RefSeq lists its product as uncharacterized. Lineage: Eukaryota; Metazoa; Arthropoda; Insecta; Diptera; Drosophilidae. The record is from RefSeq and is a predicted model, not a curated record.